Ochlerotatus camptorhynchus is the source of this 1290-nucleotide messenger RNA. RefSeq names its product cytochrome b5 (gene Cyt-b5). The coding region runs from base 193 to 579 and encodes 128 amino acids. The record is from RefSeq and is a predicted model, not a curated record. NCBI's taxonomy places the organism in Eukaryota, Metazoa, Arthropoda, Insecta, Diptera, Culicidae. The transcript is spliced from 3 exons. Gene Ontology annotation, molecular function: heme binding. Gene Ontology annotation, cellular component: membrane; intracellular membrane-bounded organelle.
CAGUUCCGCAUUGGAUGUCAGAGGAAGUGUUUCGGAGAAAGUGGUUUCGCUGUACGGUGUGUGUUCGGUCGAUUGAAAUACAAGAGUGAGGUAGAAAAAAAACCCCAUUAGUGCCAGUCAUCUUCCCAGUUCGUUCCAUCGAUUGUGCUGUAGUGUUUGACCAUCUCCCAGUAGCCAACAACAACUCCCAGAAUGUCCGAAGUGAAAACCUACUCGUUGGCAGAAAUCAAGAGCCACAACACGAACAAAUCUUCCUGGAUUGUAAUUCACAACAAUAUUUAUGACGUGACGGAGUUCCUGAACGAGCACCCCGGUGGUGAGGAAGUUCUGCUGGAGCAAGCCGGAAAGGAAGCCACAGAAGCGUUCGAAGAUGUCGGUCACAGCACAGAUGCCCGCGAGAUGAUGAAGAAGUUCAAGGUCGGUGAACUGAUCGAAUCGGAACGGAAGCAAGUCCCAGUUAAGAAGGAACCCGACUGGAGCGCCGACCAGAAGGACGAAAACUCCCUGAAAUCGUGGAUCGUGCCACUGAUCCUAGGAUUAAUUGCGACCAUCAUCUAUCGGUUCUACUUCACUCAGUAACCUACCACCAAGUAUACACCAGUGUGUCCGGAAAGGAAACCUCUACGUAGCCGUGCCGAACGUUCUCUUCAUUCCAAAUACCUACGACAGCUAGAGAGAAACCUAUGCAUACAGUGACACUCAAACAAACAUAGACAGAAAGACACACACACACACACAAAAGCGCUAAGUACUUUCUAGGCGACACAGGAGCAGAAGGAAAAUAACGAUUGCGUUCACAAUUUUAUCCAUUUUUGACUAAUUAAGUAUGUAUUUAAGGAGGACUACAGUGCAAGGGAAAGGGAUCUAUACAGCAAAGCUUUAGAAACGAGACAUUUUUUAUUCCAAUUCUACCUAUUUCAUGUAACCUAAGCGAUGCGCCCGAGAUUGAAAGCUAAACAAACUUGCAAAAUUUUAGAAGGGAGAAUGAAUUGAUUCUAGGAAAACCAAAAACGAAUAAUAUAUUGAUUUGAACACAGCUACACAGCUAUUUUUUGUGGUAUGUUGAUUUCGUUCAACGUGGAAAUUUAAAGAAACUUGGAUUUCGAACUUGUCUGCACUGUUUCGUAGUAUGGUUGAAAUGAAAAAUAAUUGUUGACCUUGGUAAGGUUUGUUUGUAAUCAGCAUUUUUUUUUUAUGAUUCAAGGUUAUAUUGAUGUUUGAUUAUUUGUUUUUCCUUUUUUAAGCAAAUUUGCAUAAUAUUUCUGGGAAUAAACUAAAACUAUAUUUGUA